UGUCACCUAAGAGAGCAGACGCGCGAGCUGCUGUUACUCCACAUCUAGAAUGGAUGAAGAGUCGCAGCCACAAGUCACAGCGACUGGAGAAGAAAAGACAUCAAACACGUCGGUGAUCACAAUUUCUGAUCCCAAAUGCAAGUUGGAAGUGGGUCCCAGUCUGCAGCUGCUGGAGGAAAAGUCAUUUGUUUCCGGGCUGCACUCCUUCAUGAAGGCCCGAGGUUCACCCAUCGAGCGGAUCCCCCACCUGGGCUUCAAGCAGAUUAAUCUGUGGAGGAUCUACCAAGCUGUUGAGAAACUGGGCGGAUAUGAUUCAGUGACAGCUCAGCGUCUAUGGAAGAAAGUGUACGAUGAAUUAGGCGGAAGUCCUGGCAGCACCAGCGCUGCCACUUGUACCCGAAGACACUAUGAGAGGCUGGUGCUGCCCUUCGAGAGACACUUGACAGGACAGGAGGACAAGCCACUGCCUCCUAGCAAACCUAGAAAGCCUUACAAGAGAAGUAUGGAUGGGAAGCCCAGCAAGGCAGAGGCCAAGUUGAGUCCGUCGGAUAAAGACAUCGACUCUGAGAGAUGUCCAAAUGUUGGCGAAACUCUCCUGCAUCCUUUCUGGGCGGCGACUUCAGACAGGCGUCACCUUGAUGCGAUGCAGUCCGGCCGAGCGACUGCCGAUUUCCAGCGUGUUCCCAUGUAUGCCAUGUCCCACAGCGCCCCCGCAACAAGCCAGUGGGCGGUUAACGCCGCCUCAGAUGCUGCUGAAGUCAUCUCUCCUCUGGAGAAGAAGAAACGAAUGGCUCAGGCCAGUCUGACCACGUGCGAGGACAACGAGAGACCUUCUGUCAUACGCUGCUCGCAGUCGCCAGUUGGGGCUUCCUCCACCCGAAACUCCUCCGAUGGCUCCCCACAUCCUGCAUCCUCUUCUUCGUCCCGCAGCCCGUCUCCAUACUCGGUGUCGUCAGAGGACUGGGCGGUCGAAAAAUCUGGGUCAGCGCCGCCCCAUAACAUGAAGAAGCCCUGCAACAAUGGUGAAGACAAGAGUCCCAAGAGUCCAGUUGGGAAAGACAGGAAAGGUCAUGGAUCACAGAUGGAGAAUGAUGGGAGUGAACUGCAACGAAAGCAUAGAACCACCUGCUACCCAUAUGUAGUUCUACCUGUCAAGUCGGACUGGACUCCAACACCGAGUUCUAGUUUCACAAAAGUCAAACCAGGUCAACUUGCACGCCCUGCUCCGAUUCACCCUGGAUUUUUACCUCAAAAGACCUCCUCCCCGCAUGACUUUCUGAGCACCAAGUUCAAAGCCCCAUGGUGUCACCCUGCAGAGAGCAGGCUGGACCCAAAGGCGAUGCUACCAAAGCUCCCUCGCCCUCACCAGAAGUCACCUCAAACAACCACAGCCGCGUCAGGAUCCGGCCUCCCGUCGAGUUUCAACAAACCAGCAAGGGACUUUUAUCACCACCCCUCCAUGCCCCCUGUGCUGCUGCCCAACAGCAUGAGAGUUCCUCCGUCGCCUCUAAUGUUGCGCCACGUCCCGGUCAACCCACCCCACGCUGCACUCAUUGGCUCGGCUGCUUACCCAUAUCCUUAUUAUCUGCCAAUGUUGAGUCCCCAAACUGCCUACACCCCACCCACCAUCCACCCCAUGUACCAAUAUAAACUCUGACUUUUAUUCAUUCCCUUCAGACGUGAGGAUUGCCGGUCGCAUUUUCUCGUUUUGACAGAAAACACCUGCCAAACUCACCAAUAUUUUGUUAUCUUCUGGUCUGACCUGGGCAAACAGCGUAGGAUCAGCACAUACCAGUGGUAUUAAUGCAUAGUGGAAGUAAGAGCAGGAGCAAAUACUAAUGCAGACUGUGUAAAACACUGGAACUGGACCACAAAACAUGUUCCUCUCCUGACGGUGGACGAUGAGCUCCACGAAUAUUCAGACUGAUGCGAUGCCAUGUGACCUGGUGGCUGCUUUUUACUUGUGCAUUUUAAAAUAACAAAGGAUACAUCACUUGUCACGUACACACAGGAUAACAGUAGUGAAGUGCUGCUCAUGUGCCAAAGUCUCGGCUGCACAUGAACACUGCUGCUUUCCUUCCCUUUUAAGCUGUAGAAGCGGGACCUGAGGGAGACAGUCAUGCGUGAUGACAGACAGACUGAAAUCCGUGAGAGUUAAUUCAGUAAAUAGUCUGCUCCAGGUAGGACAGAUCUAUCCUAGAGGUCUGUCAGUGGCUGAGAGAGUUUGCAGUUGCCCAAAACACGGGUGCAUUUUAAAGACAUUUGUGUGGACUCAUUCAAAGAAAUAAACAUUCUGACCAUGAUGUGUGCACUGACUAUUGUUGCUAUCUCCUCAAUAACCCACGUCAGCUACAAAAAAGAUCUGUGAUCAAUU
This is a messenger RNA of Synchiropus splendidus (mandarinfish), 2374 nucleotides long. RefSeq names its product AT rich interactive domain 5A (MRF1-like) (gene arid5a). The transcript is spliced from 7 exons. Gene Ontology annotation, biological process: regulation of transcription by RNA polymerase II. Gene Ontology annotation, molecular function: transcription cis-regulatory region binding. NCBI's taxonomy places the organism in Eukaryota, Metazoa, Chordata, Actinopteri, Syngnathiformes, Callionymidae. The record is from RefSeq and is a predicted model, not a curated record. Gene Ontology annotation, cellular component: nucleus. The coding region runs from base 50 to 1657 and encodes 535 amino acids.